AUGCCGACAUUGUCCACCUCUCAGUGGAUAGGUCUUCUGUCCAUCCCCGCUGCCCUCCUCCUGGCUCAGCAACUCACGACAUUGUCGGAACCCACUCCGCUCACCAUACAUCGCUCUCUAUCUUCUCUCCCCCCGGCGUCAACCGCACGCAGGAUUUACCCUGAAGAUUUUUAUGAGGGCGGUGCCUAUGUCCAGUUCCCCAACGGAAAGGUCAGGUACUGGCUCAUCGGCCCUGAAGAUGGGACGCGCAUCGUCCUCAUCCAUGGACUCUCUAUUCCCGCAUUCAUCUGGAGAGAUGUUGCGCACCACCUCGCUGAGAACGGUUUCCGUGUGCUCCUCUACGAUCUCUACGGCCGCGGCUACUCCGAUGCGCCGCAGACGGAGUAUACCACGCAGCUGUACACCACGCAGCUCGCGAUGCUCUUGCAGUACAUCGGCUGGAAACGUGUCCACGUCGCUGGAGUUUCUAUGGGUGGAGCCAUCGCCACAUCAUUUAGCGCUCAAUUCCCUCAUCUUGUUUCCUCGAAGGUCGCACUCAUCGCCUAUGUUGGCCUGUAUGAGCCACGAGACAUCCCGCUCAAAUUCAAGCUGUUGUCCUCCCCUCUGGUGCAGCUCGUGACAUCAAGCGCCCCAGCCAGGGCCUACCGGCAAUACCUCUCGCAAAAUAAUGUCCACUCUGGCUCCGUCGUCGCAGAUGCAGAGGCGUUGGUCUGCCUCCAAUCCGCAUAUUUGCCAGGCUUCGACCACGCGAUUGCAUCGUCGCUGCGGGAAGGUCCCCUCCGCGGUCUAGCGCCUGCGUUCGCUCAGCUCGGGCGCGACGCCGGCAAGCGCGUCCUUUUGAUCUGGGGCACGCAUGAUCCGGUGGUACCGUUCGUGAAUGCGGAGCGCGUACAGGGGCUCGUGCCGCAAGCCGAGCUUAUGGUCAUUCAGCACGGCGGCCACGAGCUCACGAUGACGCACCCCGGGGAGGUUGGCCCCGCGCUUGUGCGGUUCUUUGCGGACUAG
Sparassis crispa is the source of this 1005-nucleotide messenger RNA. RefSeq lists its product as hypothetical. The record is from RefSeq and is a predicted model, not a curated record. The transcript has 3 exons. The coding region runs from base 1 to 1005 and encodes 334 amino acids. Lineage: Eukaryota; Fungi; Basidiomycota; Agaricomycetes; Polyporales; Sparassidaceae.